Molecule: messenger RNA, 741 nt
Organism: Alternaria conjuncta
Lineage: Eukaryota; Fungi; Ascomycota; Dothideomycetes; Pleosporales; Pleosporaceae
Exons: 2
Coding region: 1-741 (246 amino acids)
Biological process (GO): protein folding in endoplasmic reticulum
Cellular component (GO): endoplasmic reticulum
Molecular function (GO): misfolded protein binding; protein-folding chaperone binding
Source: RefSeq, a predicted model, not a curated record
AUGUCGGUGCGCGCACACCGAUCCAUGAUCGAUCGACACACCAGGUCCAUGAUCCACCACUGGCGCACCCGCUACAUACCGGGGGAUCAAGUCGGCAUACACAGUCUCGCAAAAGUCGCGGUAAAGACGUCUCACGCCUUACAUAAUACGAGCAAAGAGCAGGACGCGUACUACGUUUCAAAAAACUCCGACAUACGAAUCGAUUACAAGAAACCUCCACCCGUUGGCUCAAGUCGCAGACCACGUAAACAGUCACAAACUGAAGGAACUCAUCAAGCGGAUUCUCCUUUUGCGUCCGCUGGUGAUCAUAAGCCAAGCGACCGUUCUCAUACUCCAACAAAGUCUACAAAGAACAGUGGUGGGCCAAAGGUCAGCGAGACUGUGUCGGAGCAAUCCUCAGACGAGGAAUUCGCUAGAGCCCCAUCUCCAGGACCUCAGCAGUCGAGACCGCCGAGCAUAUCGAGCGAAUCCCCAGACGAAGGUAUGGCCCCCGGUCAAAAGCCGCCGGAAGAUCUCUACGAUGUUCUAGGCGUCACACGGUCGGAUGAUACAGCGACUAUCAAGAGGGCCUAUCACAACAUGAUCAUGAUAUGUCAUCCAGACAAAUGGUCCUCUUUGCCGCAGGGUGAUAAGGUCAAAGAGAAGAACAAAAGAAAGGCAGCGUACCUUAAUGCUACAAAGGAUGUACUGCUUGAUGCAGAUAAGAGGGCCUUUUAUGAUGAGACCGGGCUUAUGUCCUGA